Gloeophyllum trabeum ATCC 11539 is the source of this 1071-nucleotide messenger RNA. RefSeq lists its product as uncharacterized. NCBI's taxonomy places the organism in Eukaryota, Fungi, Basidiomycota, Agaricomycetes, Gloeophyllales, Gloeophyllaceae. The record is from RefSeq and is a predicted model, not a curated record. Gene Ontology annotation, molecular function: hydrolase activity, hydrolyzing O-glycosyl compounds. The transcript has 9 exons. Gene Ontology annotation, biological process: carbohydrate metabolic process. The coding region runs from base 1 to 1071 and encodes 356 amino acids.
AUGUCAUUCAAGGCUCUUGUCGCCAUUCUUUGCGUCGUCCCUCACGCCUUAGCGCAGACGAGCAGCGCUACUGCUACCGCUACCUCAGGGGCCAGCAGCCCUAGCGCUACUUCCACGACCCCUCUGAACGUCGCGGCCAAGGCGGCAGGAAAGAAGUAUUUUGGUAGUGCAACUGACAAUCAUGAAUUGACGGAUUCCACCUACGUCGAGAUCCUCUCGGACAGCAACAUGUUCGGGCAAAUCACACCCGGGAAUAGUUUGAAAUGGGACGCAACCGAACCGUCCAGGGGAAACUUCACCUUUACGCAAGGCGAUCAGAUUGUUAAUCUCGCUAAGGCGAACGGGCAAUUACUACGAGGCCACAACUGCGUCUGGCACAACCAGCUCCCCAGCUGGGUGACAUCGGGGAACUUCAGCGCCGAUACUUUAUCGUCUAUCAUUACGACUCACUGCGGGACGGUCGUGGGACGUUACCAGGGACAAAUCUGUUUUUGGGAUGUUGUGAACGAGCCCUUGAACGAUGACGGAACCUUGCGCUCAGACGUAUUCUACGACACCCUGGGCGAGGAAUACAUUUCCAUCGCUUUAAGGGCGGCUAAAGCAGCCGAUCCCGAUGCGAAACUCUACAUUAAUGACUACGGCAUUGAGGGAACAGGCCCAAAGUCGACUGGGAUGGUCAACCUCGUCAAGAGCCUCAAAGCAGCGAGCGUGCCCAUCGACGGUAUCGGCAUGCAAGCGCACCUCAUAGUCGGCCAGGUCCCGUCCACUCUAGGGGAUAAUAUCAAGCAGUUCACUGCGCUCGGAGUGGAGGUCGCUAUCACGGAACUCGACCUACGCAUGACGCUGCCGGCGACGGAUGCAGAUCUCGCUCAGCAAAAGGAGGAUUAUCAGAGGGUCAUCUCGACAUGCAACGCUAUCUCGGGAUGCAUUGGAGUUACAAUCUGGGAUUACACCGACAAGUACUCCUGGGUUCCGGCCACUUUCUCCGGCCAGGGAGCGGCUUUGCCUUGGGACGAGAACUUCAACAAGAAGCCCGCUUACGACGGGAUUGUCGCUGGCUUUGCGUCCUAG